GCAACAAAAAUACCGGCCAAAGCGUGCCGCCAGUUGUUUUGAUUUUGCGGUUACAUAUUAUGAAAUAAAAAGAAUUCAAAAAUGCUGUUAUCCCUGAAUUGUUCAACGAGGAACUUGGUGCCACGACUGCACCGUUUUACCAGCAAAAUCGCUGUUGAUGUUGAACCAGCAGUGGUCAGCGGUCUGGAGCAGGCCACCAUUAAGCCGAGGAAACAUCCGGGUGUAGUCAAGCCCAACCAUGUUGAGCUGCCAAAACAAUUGAGCGACACCCUGAAGCGCAUUGUGGGCGACCACCCCGUGAAGAAAGUAAUCCACGACGGCCAGCAGCUCAACUCCUACCUCAAAUCACGCCACCCGCCGCCCUCCCCCGAGGAGAUUGAGAACAAAAAGCGGACUAUCAUCGAUGAGGUGAACGCAAAGAUGCCGCUGGAACGGCUGGGCACAUUAAGUGAGGAGGAGGUGACACGCUGGAAGCGAAAGAGGGAGUUAGAGAUCAAUAAGCGACUAGCUCAGCGCAUCUACGCAUGGAGGCGCAUUGAGUACGGCACUUACGAAGCUAUUGUCUAUGCCGUUGCCCGCGGCGCCCAGGAAUAUGCUGUGAUGAAGCGUGUACUAACCGAGUUGGCCCAGAGAGAUGAGCAGUUCUGUCCGCGCAGCUUCUUCGACUUCGGAUCCGGCGUCGGCACUGCGAUGUGGGUGGCCAGCGAACUUUGGCGCGAUCAGAUCUUCGAGUAUUACAACGUGGACAGGUCUAGGGAGAUGAACGAGAUCUCGGAGCUGAUUCUGCGUGAUGGCCACGAGAACAAACAGAUACCCCUGCGGAACGUGUACUAUAGACAGUUCCUACCCGCCAUAGAGACUAAGUACGAUUUGGUGAUAAUUUCUCACACACUGUUCGAGAUGGCGGACCAAGAACAGCGACAGGAGGUUCUGCUUAACCUGUGGCGCAAGUGCGAUGGUUAUAUGGUCAUAGCGGAGGAGGGGACGCGCCGUGGCAGCGAGUUGGUCAACGAGGCCAGGCGAUUUCUGUUGGAACAGGACGACGAGGGCCAUACACUUGCACCGUGCCCCCAUGAUGUGGCCUGUCCACGUCUCAAAGAUCUGGCUGAUCGCACACCCUGCAAUUUUCCCAUUUCUUACGCUCCUCUUCGAUUGGGCAGUGAUUCUAAUGCGGACCGUCACACCUCUUUGUAUAGCUAUGCGAUUCUAAAGAAAGGUCCCCAAUCCGAUAGUUCCCGUUCUUGGCCCCGGAUUGUGCGACCCACUUUGGUGCGUUCGAAGCAUGCCAUCUGUAGGGUUUGCACGGGAGAAGGCAAUCUACAAGAGGUCAUCUUCACCAAGUCUAAGCACGGAAAAUCUGCCUACAGUUGUGCGAAAGUCAGUCGCUGGGGGGAUCGGCUGCCUAUGUCGCUGGGACAGCCUCAGGUCAAGCCGGGCUCCACAGAGUUAACUUUGGCCACAGAGCAAGCUGACUUGGCGUAGCUUAAGCAGGUUAAAUCGAUAUGUGAGGCAUAAAGUUACGCCCUGUCCAGGCAGGGGCUAAUUGAUACUAAAAACUGGCAUCCAAUUAGUCGAUUUAAUUAUGUGCAAACAAAUCGUUUCGGGCGGAGCUGAAAUUAAUUAAAUAGUUGCAUUUAAAUUAACCAUACAAUCCAAAUGGCAGAGCCGCAUGCUCAUUGAUACUAAAUUUCGUUCAACGGCCAACACACCCUCACCUAGAUUUUAAUGUAUGGCAAGACUAAAGGCGGAUGCGGUCGCGGAUGGGUUGGCCCCCGCCGUUAGUGGGAUCAGCUUGUUAUGUAAUGUCAUUGGUAUAUAGCCCAGCGGUCAAAUGUAAUUGUAGAGGAAGCUUUGGAAGGACUUUGAGGUGGCCAGGUAGGUGUGGCCGCACUUUUUAAACAUGUCUUUAAUACCCAGCUUUUUCUUUAAAUCAAAUCCUCACGAAAUACAAAUACUUGGUUUUAAAAA
Messenger RNA from Drosophila serrata, 1968 nucleotides. RefSeq names its product ribosome assembly protein METTL17, mitochondrial. Gene Ontology annotation, molecular function: structural constituent of ribosome; methyltransferase activity. Gene Ontology annotation, cellular component: mitochondrial small ribosomal subunit. The record is from RefSeq and is a predicted model, not a curated record. Gene Ontology annotation, biological process: translation. Lineage: Eukaryota; Metazoa; Arthropoda; Insecta; Diptera; Drosophilidae.